AUGGCGCCCUUCCGCUCAUUUUCCAGCGUGUUGCUGGGUGCUCUCGCCCUCCUGCGCGCUGCGCAUGCCCAGGACGACUUUGCCUCGGACUGCUCGGCGUUGUUCGACAAGAUAAGCCUUGAAAAUGUCACUGUCACCUCGACGAUGUUUGUGUCAGCGGGUACGAACUUGACCGUGGUCGUCCCCGACUCAUGCGGGUCGCCGUCGUAUCAGGUCGCCAGCACCGACUUCUGCCGCGCGAUCAUGGAUGUCACGACCUCUGAGCGCAGCGGCAUUCGCCUCGAGGCCUGGUUCCCGCAGAACUACACCGGUCGCUUCCUGAGCACUGGUAACGGUGGUAUAGGAGGAUGCAUCCAAUAUAGCGACAUCGACUAUGCUGCCUCGUUAGGCUUUGCCACCGUCGGCGCCAACAACGGUCACGACGGCAUGACCGGCGAGCCCUUCCUCAACAACCCGGACGUCGUCACCGACUACUCCUGGCGCUCGCUGCACACCGGCGUCGUCGUCGGCAAGCAGCUCACGGAGACCUUCUACGGCGCACCGCACAACAAGUCGUACUACCUCGGCUGCUCGACCGGUGGUCGGCAGGGCUUUAAGGCCGUGCAGGAAUUCCCGGACGACUUCGAUGGCGUCGUCGCGGGUGCGCCGGCCUUCGCGUUCGCUGGGCUGCUCUAUUGGAGCGGCUCGUUCCUGCCGGUCACCGGAACCUCGGAGGAUCCGACCUUCGUGCCCACGGACUUCUGGACGCAGAAUAUCCACGCGGAGGUCCUCAAGCAAUGCGAUGCGCUCGACGGCGCGACGGAUGGGGUGUUGGAGAACCCGGACUUAUGCAACUUCGACGUGACGCCACUCGUCUGCACGGACGGGAACACAACGGAUUGCUUGACGGAGACGCAGGCGGAGACCGUGCGCACAGUCCUCAGCCCCAUCUACGACAAGAACGGUACCCUCGUGUAUCCGCGCUUGCAGCCUGGCGCGGAGGUCCUCGCCGGCGUUGCCCAGUUCGGCGGCCAGCCCUUCCUGUAUUCCACGGACUGGUAUCGCUACGUCGUCUACAACGACUCGAACUGGGACCCCAUGACGCUCACUAUCGACGACUACGCCGUCGCCCGCGCCCAGAACCCCGCCAACGUCGAGACCUUCGAGGGCGACAUCUCCGCCUUCGCCGCCGCUGGCGGCAAGGUCCUGCACUACCACGGACUGAUGGACGGCCUGAUCUCCUCGGAUAACUCGAAGCGGUACUACAAGCUCGUGCAGGACACUCUUUCGAAGGACUCGUCCGAGCUCGAUGAGUUCUAUCGCUUCUUCCCGAUCAGCGGCAUGUCGCACUGCAGCGGCGGCGACGGCGCGUACCGCAUCGGGAAUGUCGAGGGCGGCGCGGGGACGAGUCCGGACGACAAUGUCCUGAUGUCGAUGGUGCGGUGGGUCGAGGAGGGCGUGGCGCCGGAGGUCGUGCGCGGGGCGGAUGCGAAUGCGACGUAUUGGCGCGCGCAUUGCAAGUGGCCGAAGACGAACAAGUAUGUCGGGCCGGGGAACUAUGAGGAUGAGAGUGCAUGGGAGUGUUCGUAA
Molecule: messenger RNA, 1569 nt
Organism: Schizophyllum commune H4-8
Lineage: Eukaryota; Fungi; Basidiomycota; Agaricomycetes; Agaricales; Schizophyllaceae
Product: tannase and feruloyl esterase
Exons: 3
Coding region: 1-1569 (522 amino acids)
Source: RefSeq, a predicted model, not a curated record